Meloidogyne enterolobii is the source of this 561-nucleotide messenger RNA. The record is from the annotation of a GenBank genome assembly. NCBI's taxonomy places the organism in Eukaryota, Metazoa, Nematoda, Chromadorea, Rhabditida, Meloidogynidae.
AUGGAAUUUCUUGAGGAUGAAGAUACAAAGGCAUUUUUUGCGAUUUUAGAAGGAAAUUAUUCUGAUGAGGGGGGAAGUAAUUCCUGUAGUGAUAAUUUUAUUAAUGAUACUGCCGAAUUUUUUGAUCAAUUGAAAUUGGUCCAUCCUGACAACAAAAGUGUUUGCGAUAAAGAAGAAGUUAACGAAAAUGUUGGCCAGGAAGUUAACGAAUAUGUUAAUGAAAAAGUUAAUGAAGAUGUUAGUCAAGAAGUUGAAGAAUAUGUUAGUGAAGAAAAAGAAAACGAGGAUGGAUGUAAAGAAGUUGAUGGGGAUAUUUGCAACGAAAAGUUUAAUGACUUUUUGCAUACGGAUGUACUUUUAAAUGAAUUAAUGUUAAAGUGGCGGAGGUUACAGGAUAAAAAAAGGGAAUUCUUUACAAAUGAGGUCAAGAAAAUGGAAUUGGACAAUGCCUUAUCUGGCCGAGUGAAAAAAUUUUACAAAUGGAACGAAUAUGAAAAUGGGACAACGUGCGAAUUUCGUAAUGCCUUGGAAGAAUUAAGAAUGUCAUUAAAAACAAAUUAG